Molecule: messenger RNA, 1774 nt
Organism: Apis dorsata (giant honeybee)
Lineage: Eukaryota; Metazoa; Arthropoda; Insecta; Hymenoptera; Apidae
Gene: pit
Product: probable ATP-dependent RNA helicase pitchoune
Exons: 8
Biological process (GO): maturation of LSU-rRNA from tricistronic rRNA transcript (SSU-rRNA, 5.8S rRNA, LSU-rRNA)
Cellular component (GO): nucleolus
Molecular function (GO): ATP binding; RNA helicase activity; nucleic acid binding
Source: RefSeq, a predicted model, not a curated record
AAAAUAAAAAAUGAUAGAAUAUUACAAGAUGACAUUAAUUGUACCAGAGAAGAUUGUAUUAAUUAUGCAAAUAAAAAUUCUACAAUAGAAAGUAAUAUUGAUAAUAUAACUGUAAAUUUACCUGGAUCUACAAUGGGCUUAAAAAUAGUAAAUGAUAUUAAUUUCAAAAUAUUAGAAGAUACAGUUUGUGAAAAUACUUUAAAAGCAAUAAAAGACAUGGGUUUUACAAAUAUGACAGAAAUACAAGCAAAAUCUAUUCCCCCUUUACUAGAAGGAAGAGAUCUUGUUGGUGCUGCAAAAACAGGAUCUGGAAAAACUUUAGCAUUUUUAAUACCAGCUAUUGAAUUAAUUUAUAAAUUAAAAUUUAUGCCUCGUAAUGGUACUGGUUGUGUAAUUAUAUCUCCAACACGAGAAUUAUCUAUGCAAACAUUUGGAGUCUUAAAAGAAUUAAUGAAAUAUCAUCAUCAUACAUAUGGUUUAUUAAUGGGAGGUGCUAAUAGACAAACAGAAGCUCAAAAACUUUCAAAAGGAAUUAAUAUUGUUGUAGCUACACCUGGUAGAUUAUUGGAUCAUUUACAAAAUACUCCAGAUUUUUUGUACAAAAAUCUUCAAUGUCUUGUUAUUGAUGAAGCUGAUCGUAUUUUAGAUAUUGGUUUUGAAGAAGAACUUAAGCAAAUUAUUAAUAUUUUACCAAAAAAAAGACAAACAAUGUUGUUCAGUGCAACACAAACUAAAAAGACAGAAAUGUUAAUGACUUUAGCUUUAAAAAAAGAACCAGUUUAUGUUGGUGUUGAUGAUGAUAAAGAAAAGGCAACAGUAGAAGGAUUAGAGCAAGGUUAUGUUGCAUGUCCCAGUGAAAAAAGAUUUUUACUUUUAUUCACUUUCUUGAAAAAAAACAGAAAGAAAAAAAUCAUGGUUUUCUUCAGUUCAUGCAUGUCAGUUAAAUAUCAUCAUGAACUUUUAAAUUACAUUGAUUUGCCAGUAUUAAGUAUACAUGGAAAACAAAAACAGACAAAAAGAACAACAACAUUUUUCCAAUUCUGUAAUGCUUCUUCUGGUAUUCUUCUCUGUACUGAUGUAGCUGCACGUGGUCUUGAUAUACCAGCUGUUGAUUGGAUUGUACAAUAUGAUCCUCCAGAUGAUCCUAAAGAAUAUAUUCAUCGUGUAGGUAGAACAGCUCGUGGAGAAGGUAGCAGUGGUCAUGCUUUACUUAUUUUAAGACCAGAAGAACUUGGCUUUCUUCGUUAUCUCAAACAAGCUAAAGUACCUGUAAAUGAAUUUGAUUUUUCAUGGAAUAAAAUUGCUGAUAUUCAAUUACAACUUGAAAAAUUGAUUUCAAAGAAUUAUUUCCUUAAUAUGUCAGCAAAAGAAGCAUUUAAAGCAUAUGUGAGAGCAUAUGAUUCUCAUCAUUUGAAACAAAUUUUUAACAUUGAAACAUUGGACUUAGCAAAAGUUGCAAAAUCUUUUGGAUUUGUUGUUCCUCCAACUGUGGAUUUAAAAGUGGGAGUUAGUAAAAAUUCACGUCCUCGAAAGAAAUUAGGUGAAGGCGGUUAUGGAUACUUCAAAAACAUGAACAAUUUAAAUUCAGAAAAACAAUUACAACGCAGUAAAACUUAUCGUUUAAUAAAUAAACAUACAAAAGAUAAUCGACAGUUUGUUAGAUAACUAUUUAUAUAAAUAUUUCUAGUAAAUUUAAUAAUUUUUAUAAAUAUUUUACGAUUUUUGUUUAUACAUUUAUUAUUAUUUAUAACAAUUUAAAAAUCAAUAACAAUUU